AUGCAAAUUUAUAAGACUGUUUUGCUAAACGAUUUCAAUAAAACUUUAAGAGAAUUUAUUAUUUCAAUAAAAAAAAUCCAAAAAGUUUAUAUUAAAAAAGAUCGCAGCAAAUGCAAAGUAUUUGGCUUUUCAAGACAAGGAACUUUAUUCAAAUUAGAUCCUAGCCUACUAAAUAUUGAUAUUGCAGAUAUCAAACAUGAAUUUACAAAACUUUAUCUUGAGAAAUUUUUAAAGUUUAUUAUUAUUCAAGCUCCGAGUAAAAGUUUUAAAAGACCAAAAAAAUUUGUUGAUCAACGAUUCAUUAUAUACUUGCCAAAAUUUAUUUCAAGUGAUAGACUACAAAAUAAGCAUAUUGAUAUUAUAUCCUUACCAACAACAAUUAUGUUUUUCGAUGAUUCCCAAUUAGAUUUGUUGGAUGAGAAUUAUAAUUGGAGGAAUUUAAAAAAUACAACCCACAUAGAUUUUGUUCAAGGAUUUUUGACUCAGUUUGUACAGGUUUAUCCAUUUAUUGAAUUGACCAAAUCAUGGGAUAUUCGAACCCAACAAACAUUAGAAAUAUCUAGUUUGAGAUGCUUUAGAAAAAAAAAAAAAUUAAAUCAAUGCUUAAAUUCGUUUAUCACUCAAAGACAGGCGUUAACCUUGAUAAAGAUAUCAAUUAAUUUGGCAAAUGCAUUAGAUGAAAAUGUUGAGUGGAAAAACAACUGUAAAGGAGAUCUGAUCUUAUUUGAUUCUCUUUGUGGGAAUAAUAUUAUUAAAAUUAAAAAUGAGUUAAAAUUUAUUAAAAGAAUUGAAACUGCUUAUGGCUUGUUUUUUACCUUUUUACUUUUCCUGAUUUUACUUAGACUUAUUUUCAUAUUAUAA
Henningerozyma blattae CBS 6284 is the source of this 861-nucleotide messenger RNA. RefSeq lists its product as uncharacterized. The transcript has a single exon. Lineage: Eukaryota; Fungi; Ascomycota; Saccharomycetes; Saccharomycetales; Saccharomycetaceae. The coding region runs from base 1 to 861 and encodes 286 amino acids. The record is from RefSeq and is a predicted model, not a curated record.